Messenger RNA from Brassica oleracea var. oleracea, 757 nucleotides. Its product is annotated as sulfate transporter 2.1-like. The record is from RefSeq and is a predicted model, not a curated record. The coding region runs from base 146 to 532 and encodes 128 amino acids. NCBI's taxonomy places the organism in Eukaryota, Viridiplantae, Streptophyta, Magnoliopsida, Brassicales, Brassicaceae. Gene Ontology annotation, cellular component: membrane. The transcript has 5 exons. Gene Ontology annotation, biological process: transmembrane transport.
UUUAUUCGGCUCUGUCGAGAUCGGACUCCUCGUUGCGGUGGUUAUUUCGUUUGCCAAGAUCAUACUCAUAUCGAUUCGACCAGGGAUUGAAACGCUCGGAAGAAUUCCUGGGACCGACAUUUUUGCAGAUACUGAUCAGUAUCCUAUGUCGGUUAAGACUCCCAGAGUGUUGAUUUGUCGUGUCAAAUCUGCAUUGUUGUGCUUUGCUAAUGCUAGUUCCAUCGAGGAAAGGAUAAUGAGAUGGAUAAACGAGGAAGAAGAAGAUGAAAACACAAUGAGCAACGAUGAGAGAAAGAUCCUUUUUGUAGUCCUUGAUAUGUCAAAUUUAAUGAACGUUGAUACAUCGGGAAUUACGGCAUUGGUGGAGCUCCAUAAUAAUCUAAUCCAAAUUGGUAUUGAGCUCGUGAUCGUUAACCCUAAAUGGCAUGUAUUCCACAAGCUGAAUCAAGCAAAGUUCGUCAGCAAAAUCGGCGGCAGAGUCUAUUUGACAAUCAGAGAAGCUCUCGAUGCUUGCUUUGGACUGAAAGUUUGAGAAAAAUAAUAUAAUCAACAUGCGUGUUUUACGGAUUGUUGCAUGCGAGUUUAGUAAUUUAAAAUGCGACGUGUGCAUGAUGAUGAAUAAUUAUUAAGUACGUAUGUGCUAUGUAGAGUGCCUUGGUACGUAAGCUCGAUCGUGAUAAAUAAAGUCAUGCAAUCUGUAGUGUGCCGAUCGAUGGGUGUGUAACUAUAUUCGGUAACAAUGUAUAAAUAUAGAUGU